Molecule: messenger RNA, 2166 nt
Organism: Drosophila willistoni
Lineage: Eukaryota; Metazoa; Arthropoda; Insecta; Diptera; Drosophilidae
Product: arginine kinase
Exons: 3
Coding region: 16-1728 (570 amino acids)
Biological process (GO): phosphocreatine biosynthetic process
Molecular function (GO): creatine kinase activity
Source: RefSeq, a predicted model, not a curated record
CAACAACUAGCAAACAUGUUCGCUUUGUGGUAUUUAACUUUUGCUGUAGAUGAAAUACGAAAACGUUUGGCUUGGCUAUUCAACUCCAAUAAGCCUGCUGCACCAGCGUUAGACAAUAAACCCGCGAAUCCUCCGGUUCCAGCAGCUGCUCCUGCGCCCGCAUCAAAACCAGUUGCAGCUCCUUCUUCACCGUCACCAAAGCCUGUUCCUGCUUCUGCACCUGCACCCACUCCAGCAGCGAAGCCAGCUACUCUUCCAACUCCAGCUCCUGCAGUUGCUCCAGUUAAACCAAGUGCUCCUACACCCGCUUCCGCUCCUGCUCCAGUAAAGCCAUCACCUGUGGUAGCUCCAACAGUUCCAGCAAAACCAGUAGCACCUGUCACUCCUAAACCCAGUCCACCGAAAACUGCUGAUACCAUGCCUAUUCCAUUGCCAAAAUCGUUGAUCGAAUCCAAUACCAAUGGCAAUGGCACAAAUGGCCAAGCACAGGACCUGGAGUCGCGUCUUUUUGAUGAUCAAAGUCAAGGACCAAAGGCUCCCGUUGUUGAUAUUGAACAGCUUAAGGAUGCCAGUAAUGAUUUCAUUAAGGGCGAGGCCAAUGCCUUUGUUCAGUCCAUCAAGGAGGCUCAAAAGGCUGGCGAACGCAAACAAGACACCAUGGUUGACGCUGCUGUUCUCGCUAAAUUGGAAGAAGGCUACGCCAAGCUCGCCGCCUCCGACUCCAAGUCGCUGUUGAAGAAGUACCUGACCAAGGAAGUCUUCGACAACUUGAAGAACAAGGUUACCCCCACCUUCAAGUCGACCCUUUUGGAUGUCAUCCAGUCCGGUUUGGAGAACCACGACUCUGGCGUUGGUAUCUAUGCUCCCGAUGCUGAGGCCUACACCGUCUUCGCUGAGCUGUUCGAUCCCAUCAUUGAGGACUACCAUGGUGGCUUCAAGAAGACCGACAAGCACCCAGCUUCCAACUUCGGUGAUGUGUCGACCUUCGGCAAUGUGGAUCCAACCAACGAGUAUGUGAUCUCUACUCGUGUCCGUUGCGGUCGCUCCAUGCAGGGCUAUCCCUUCAACCCCUGCUUGACCGAGGCCCAGUACAAGGAGAUGGAAGGCAAGGUCAGCAGCACUCUGUCCGGUUUGGAGGGUGAGCUGAAGGGCAAAUUCUAUCCAUUGACUGGCAUGGAGAAGGCUGUCCAGCAGCAGCUGAUCGACGAUCAUUUCCUGUUCAAGGAGGGCGAUCGUUUCCUGCAGGCCGCCAAUGCUUGCCGCUUCUGGCCCAGCGGUCGUGGUAUCUACCACAAUGACAACAAGACCUUCUUGGUCUGGUGCAAUGAGGAAGAUCAUUUGCGUAUCAUCUCCAUGCAGCAGGGUGGUGAUCUUGGCCAGAUCUAUGGCCGUCUGGUCAACGCUGUCAACGAGAUUGAGAAGCGUGUGCCCUUCAGCCACGAUGAUCGUCUUGGUUUCUUGACUUUCUGCCCCACCAACUUGGGUACCACCAUCCGUGCCUCCGUGCACAUUAAGGUCCCCAAGCUGGCCGCCAACUUGGCCAAGUUGGAGGAGGUCGCCGGCAAGUACAACCUCCAGGUCCGCGGCACUCGCGGUGAGCACACCGAAGCCGAGGGUGGUGUCUAUGAUAUCUCCAACAAGCGUCGCAUGGGUCUCACCGAAUACCAGGCCGUCAAGGAGAUGUACGAUGGCAUCGCCGAGCUGAUCAAGCUAGAGAAGAGCUUGUAAAUUGUUUGACCAAAACAACAACAUCUACCCUCCUUCUAUCCGCCGCGCCAGCAGCUCUUUAACAUUCUCAGCACUCUAUGGUCCGGGUGGAGCGAGGUCCAACAACAGCAACAACAACAAAAACAACCAAAAAACAAUGAAAACAAAACAACACGUAGAAAUCUUUCAACUCGUCCGCCUUGUCGCGUUUUGGCGGUUUGCGAGUUGCAAAACAUUUAUUUAGUUUGUAGAAAUGUGUGUGGAAGCUUCAACAUAUUUGUUGUCCAGUCCCAUAAACUGGCGAUAACUUUCGGCAUUUUCGUAUACUUUGAGAGUUGCGAGGAUUAUGGGCCUAAAACAACAACAACAAAGAGCAUUACCAACACCAACAACACAGAACUACUAUCCACAGUAACAACAACAACUAUGGAGAACUAUUUAAAACAAAAAAAAAAAAAA